AUGGCUGGUUACAUUGCCGACAAGCUGUGUCCUCAGCUCAUCCAUAUCUCGCCAAACUUCGAAAAGUACUCGGCCAAAGCAAAAGAGAUUCGUGCUGUGUUAACAAAAUUCGACGCUCGAUUUGAGGCUGCAAGUGUUGACGAGGCAUAUCUCAACAUCACGAACUACUGCGAAGAACACAACAUGAGCCCUGAAGAUGUCGUCCAACAACUUCGCGCAGAAGUACAUCAAGAGUGCCUAAUCACUGUCUCGGCCGGCAUCGCCGCGAAUGCGAAACUCGCAAAGAUCUGUUCGAACAAGAACAAGCCCAACGGCCAGUUCACGUUACCGUCAGACCGCGCCAGUAUCAUGUCAUUCAUGAAGGACUUGCCCACACGGAAGGUGAAUGGCAUUGGCAGAGUUUUCGAACGUGAGCUUGACGCCAUUGGGGUAAAGACUUGUGGUGACAUUUUUGCGCAGCGUGCUUACAUGUCCAAACUCUUUGGAGAGAAAGCCUUCCAAUUCCUCAUGGGCGUAUACCUAGGACUUGGCAGGACGAACGUUCAGCCUGCAGAAGAGUACGAGCGUAAGAGCGUUGGCACGGAAAGCACAUUCAAGGAGAUGUCAGACCCUCAACAGCUCAGAGACAUGCUUCGACACGUCGCUGAAGAACUCGAGAAGGAUUGCGAGAGAACGCAAUUUAAAGGAAAAACCCUGGUACUGAAAGUGAAGUUACAUACAUAUGAGAUUCUAACCCGUCAGGUCGCUCCGCCGAAAGCCGUGCAUCAAGCUGAUGACCUCUACAAAUUCGCCUUGCCUAUGCUCGUCAAGCUGGAAAAGGAUAUCCCAAAGUUUACCUUGCGCCUUAUGGGACUGAGGCUCACGUCGUUGAUCAGUAUGAAGAAAAGCAACAUCGACACCUUCUUUGCGCCAAAACCGCAGUCUGCAGCAAAAAAGCCGUCCAUGCCUGCCGGCGAAGGCGAAUGGGAGCAAUGGCCUGACUCGGAAUUCGAAGAUGCCGCUCGCCAAGAGAAGCAGGAUGACUUGGAUACCCUGGAAAAGAUGAGUCAGGAGUACAUCGAGGAGUACAAAAAUACUCCGAAACCAUCAACGGUCGGGCGCGCAGGAACAAUAAUAGCAAAUGUGCCUGCAGCGACUUCUGAAGGUACAGAACAGGAAGAAAAAGAUGAGCAGGAAGAAACAUGGAGCUGCCCUAUUUGUAGUCAGCCACAAUCUGCUGAUGCUGUACUCUUCAACCAGCAUAUCGAUGGAUGCUUGUCGAGGCAGACGAUCAAAGAGAUUGUUCGUGAAAAUGCGUCGCCAUCCCAUUCACCACAAGAGAAAACUUCUAUGCCUGGGCAAGGUAAANAGAGAGGUCGACCAAAGGCGCCGGACCCGCAGCCGAAGCGGCCAAAGAGCGCCUUCUUCUCUCGAUGA
Aureobasidium vineae is the source of this 1416-nucleotide messenger RNA. Lineage: Eukaryota; Fungi; Ascomycota; Dothideomycetes; Dothideales; Saccotheciaceae. The record is from the annotation of a GenBank genome assembly.